AUGUGGAAACUUAAAAGGAGUAAAAAAAAUGUACUCGUAACACUUUGGUUUAUAAUUUGGUUUCUAUAAUGUUCAGCCGGAGUAUUAAUUAUAAUGAUAUCUUAAUGUCUUAGUGUAUUUGAAGAGUUUUGAUUGUAGCUUUAAUAUCUAUGUACUUUGUAAGGUAUUCUUAAUAGGACAAAGAAUCUUCAAAGAUGAAUAUCUUAAUGGGACUGUUAGCGCUCAUUGUGAGUGAAAGUGGACUGCAUGGUGCGCAUGUUCAUAUUGCAAGGAGCACUAUCCUUAUGAACGACAUGUUUAAGUACCUUGGUUUAAACCAUAUGUUUAUGGCGGUAAACGGAACGUCACUUUAUGUGACGGGCAAAAAUUACAUUUACCACCUAGAUACAGCGGACGAUUUUCAUGACCUUACUGAAAUUGAUAAUGUUCAAACUGGACCAAACGAUGAUGCGAACGGCGAGUACAAAAUCGACGAUGUUACCAAUAUCGUGAUACCGUAUGGUUCAGACUAUUUGAUAACGUGCGGUAGCAGUUAUACAUUCUGCCAUAAACGAUUCCUUGGAAACAUAUCUGACUGGACCAUAGGAUUUGAACCCUCCACCAACAACAGUGCUGCUGCCGCAUUUUUUGCGGAUUUUGAUAAUAAAGAGUAUCUGUUUGUUGGCUGCCCACAUGCAAAACUACAACCAAAUACCAUCUGUGAAAAAUUCGGGAUAUUUUGGUUUAACGACUUGGAUAUAACACGAAAAGUAACAAGGUUUAAGACUGCCGAUGACUUACUGCUGAUAACAGAAACUUAUGUAAAGGGAUUCGCUAUUGAUCAUCACCGACUAUUUUUCAGCAUACAACGAAAUAAGACAGAUAACUCUACUCACAGCAGAGUUGCAAAUGUUUGUCAGAAUAAUAAUGAUUAUGCACCGAUAAUGUAUGUGGAUAUGGAACUGAAAUGUGGGGACUUCAAUUACAUGCAAGCUGUUGCAAAGACGUGCUUUGAAGGAGAAUGUUUAAUUGUUGCUACAUUUACCCAAGGAGAACACUCGGUCGUUUGUGCAUACCUAUUCUCGGAGAUAAAAUCGAGUUUGGCAGUCAAUGUAAAGCGAUGUUACGAUAAAACUCUUCAACUGCCUCCCCUUUGGUAUGACUACUUCAAUUAUCCGAACGGCAGACCAUGUACUGGAAACCCGGCCAAUCUAACCGGAAUAAACACCACUGACGAAUAUUUCUUAUGUAACGAAGACGGAUACGCAAGUUUUAAAGACGUGAUAGGCGAUACGGCCCUUAAGAUGAAUGCCAGUAUACGUCUGAACCACACGGCCAUAACUGCCCUCACCUUGGUGUCCGUCCGCGGACGUGUGCUAGCUCUACUAGGGACAGCUAAGGGAGAAAUAAUUAAGGCCAUUGUAUUUCCGCGGGAAGUGGCUGAGGUCCUAUCCUGGAAAGCUAUUGUAGACAGUGGACAUGCAGUAUUGCCGGACAUGUUUGUGUACGGAUACAAAUUGUAUACAUUCUCGGAAAAUUUGAUGCACGACCACACCACAGUGUUCAAAUUCAGAAUGGAUAUUGGCUGAAGGCUCAGCGAGUAUCUGUCCACACAUAAACCAAACGAGCCCUGAUGUGAUAAGAACAGAUCAUAUGUCCGAGUUGACACUCACCUUGUCCCAUAACCUGAGCAUUGGUCUAGGGUUGAGAUGCCAGUUUGAAAGCUUGGUCAACAACAGGACUAUAUUGAUGAACAGCAGUGUUCCGGGGGUAGGAAGGGGUGACGAGAUAACAGUUCUGUGUCGCUCGCCAGACUGGACGGAACUAAAACAUCACAUCCAAAGUUCGGCUACUGUGUUUUUCCUGCUCUUCACAAGCGUUUCCUCCAUGGCUGUAAUGAGAGGGGAGUUAACUGUGUUUGAAUGCGAAACCAUUACGAGGUGUUGCGACUGCAGUUUUAGUCGUUGGACAUGCAAAUGGUGUCCUUUGGAGGGACGUUGUAUCAAAGACAAUAAAUUAUGCAAUGGAAAUGAGAGUUUUGUAGAGAUCGAUGAAGAAAGCAAUUGUCCACUAGUUACAAACUACGCCGUUUCUGCUCCAAACGUGCUGGAUAGUUCCGGCGUUGUUCACUUAGCAAUUGAGGAAAGCUACAAUAUCACCGUCAAUGGCGUCAACUUUAUUGACAUAAAUGGUUAUGCAAGUUACCACUGCUCUUAAAGCACAACUAAUUAAUGAUACUGAGAUUAUGUGUCACAUCCUAAAGGACGGCAUACCAAGGAAUCUGGACUCCACUACAAGUCUUCAUGUUGACUUUCAGUCAAAAAAGCUUGACGGCUUAUCGCUUAAAGUUGUGUUUUAUCAAUGCGGUUCUCUGAUCUACCCCAAAAAUAACUGUGGACAAUGUGAAAGUUUUAAAUACUACCAGCCAUAUUUAAAAUGUAAAUGGUGCAAUGGGCAGUGUAUCUACUCAGGAAAGGUUUGUGCAACAGCAGAAACCAUGUGCCCUGACCCAGUUAUCACAAAGGUAUAUCCACUUUCUGCCCAUAUCGACGCCGUCACGCCCAUUAUAGUCGAGGGUUUUAACCUGGCGUCCCACAUCAACGAAACAAAGGAUGUUGUUAGUUUGGGGAACAUCUCCUGUCUUACCAUCUACCCUUUUACUGUUGCCGAUAAAGUAUCAACAAGAAUAGCGUGUAACCUUGAGCCGAGUGGAAGAGUAGCAACGGAAAAUAUCACAUUGAAUAUACCAGGACACAGUCCGGUGGUGUAUAAUAAGUACAGCUUUAACUUUCAGAUUCCGAAAUUAACCAGGAUUUUUCCGAAUUACGGGCCUUUGUCUGGUGGGACAAAUAUUACGUUAUACGGCGAGCAUCUAGACACGGGUUGGGAGAGGAUGAUAAAGAUUGGAGAGCAACUGUGCGGAUUUGUAACAGUACAAGCGUUUACGAGUAUAAAGCCAACCUUGGCAGAAUGUAAGACUGUCAAAUCCAAUUCCACCACCCAGAUGAAUGCUCCAGUUUCCAUGGUUUUCGAUGAUCAGGCCGUAGGAGACGUCAACUUCACGUACGUUCCUGACCCUGUAGUUUGGAAUAUUCAACCAAAAAAGAGUUUUCAAAGCGGAGGACGGGUUUUAACGGUCACUGGUCUGAACCUGUUGUCCGUGCAAACUCCGAAGCUCAGGGCCCGUACCAUUGACGGAAAGACUUCAGUUGAACAACCGUGCAGGCACAGAAAAGCAAAUGACAGCGAGGACAAGUUAAAUGGAAAUUUAACAUGUAGAAGCCCAAUGUUUCAUCCCAGUUGGUCCAGGCAGCGAACAAAGCGGUUGCAUGAAGUAUCGGGAAGCAUGGAGGUUAGCUUUGUCAUGGAUGAUGUCGGUUCAGUCAGGGAUUUGCCGUCCAACAUUUCUGUCCUUCUAUACUAUCCUGACCCAACGUUUUACAACUUCAACAAAACUCUGCACUUCACUCAAGUCAUCAUUAUAAAAGGUGAACAUUUAGACGUGGCUGCCACCGCGGAAGACGUUCAGGUGUUAAUUGGCUGUGAAAAAUGCAAUGUCACCACUCUGGAGCCCAACCGGGUAAUCUGUAACCCUCCCACUAGUGCACCAAAGUGUACCGUUACCAGACAAACGUUGUUUUCUAUCAAGGUAAGCAUUGGAUUUCUCCAACGAGAGGUCGGCCAGAUAGAAUAUGAAGUCUCCAAGCCAUUCGAUAAGAAAAACAUUCAACUUAUAGUUGGCGUUGUAGCUGGAGUAGUGCUUUUUCUCUUGUUGUUGUUUGUUAUUGGCUAUCAAACAAAAAAGAAGUCGCUUCUGCGGGCUCGUUUACAGCAGGAAAGGGAAGGUUAUGAGCACAAGCUUGCUAAAAUAGAAGGUCGCUAUAGAAACCCGCGGCAAGAAGAUUAGCGCCGAGAUGGAAAAAAAGAAGCGGAUCAAUUGGGUACUUCUUUCCACAUGUCCUGUAAGCUGCAGUUUAUCUACAUGGACCAGUUUCAGCAGAAGGUAGUGAACAAGCUAAUUACUGUCCAUGCUGCUACUGAACUAGUUGACGUUAUACGUUACAAUUGUAAAUAACAGAGAACAGAUAUAUAGUAUAUACAUCGUUUACCAAGUAGAGUUGCAGUAGAUGACGGAGAAGUAAAUAUGCUUAAAGCAAACCAGUGGUUAUGGCAAAUAAACUUGGAACUUCAAUGAAAAAACAAAUCCCCUACAAUGCAUUUCCAGUAAAAUGCAAAUGGCCAGCAUUGUUAAAAGUGACUCUAUCAAGUAUUAGCAACAUAUUACCUUUGUCAUUAUUAUAACACCGUUUUUGUUAUUUUCCCUCAUUUGUAUAUAAUGUUGUGUAAAAAGAUUUUUAUAAAUACUUAUUCGUGUUUUGUACAGUUAUGUUGACUUCUCAUUGUGUUAUGUUUAUGUCAUACCGACCGGUACAUAUAACAUACUUUAAAUGGAGCAAUUAAAUGCAUCCGAAGGGUCGCUCUACCAAAAGUAAAACUUCAUUUAAUGAUCGACAACCAUUUUCAUCGGUGAACUUGUUACUUACCGUGGUAGAUCUUAAACAAACAAAAAACACAUAAAGACAAACCGGCUAUCACAAGAAAACACAAGACGAUUGUUCUACAUUUUUUAAACAUUAAUCAUGUGCUAGAAAUGCAAGCACUCAUGUGGGAUAUGUUAAAAUCUCUUAUUUUUGUACUUGAACUGCUUGUUGUUCCACCCACUGCUUACAAUAUUUUUGUUAAGAGAAAUCUUAAACUGAAAAGGAUUUGAUAUCGUCAAUAAAAUAUUAUUGUAAGUGUCGUGAACUACUCGGAAGAGUAGAAACAUGUUUGU
Messenger RNA from Mya arenaria, 4813 nucleotides. Its product is annotated as plexin-B1-like. The coding region runs from base 2168 to 3886 and encodes 572 amino acids. NCBI's taxonomy places the organism in Eukaryota, Metazoa, Mollusca, Bivalvia, Myida, Myidae. Gene Ontology annotation, biological process: regulation of cell migration; semaphorin-plexin signaling pathway involved in axon guidance. Gene Ontology annotation, molecular function: semaphorin receptor activity. The record is from RefSeq and is a predicted model, not a curated record. The transcript is spliced from 23 exons. Gene Ontology annotation, cellular component: semaphorin receptor complex.